CAAAAUACCCUAACGGAGUCAUAUGAAAAUGGCCGCAUGCCCUCAGAUCUCUCGUAAUCCUUCGCGAUGAUGACCCCCUGCCGCUUCGGCAUUCAUGAGUCGCUGUGGUGGGCAGUGUGCUUCAUGAAUGCCCUGUACGAGCCUCCUCAUUCAUCCCUGCAGCUCCGCCCAUCAGGAGCAUCUCACACCUCCUCAUCCGAUCGGCCAUCACGCGCUGACCCCGAUGAACAGGUGCGGGCAUUCGUGGAAGCUUGCUCACAGACAUUGUGUGCAGUGUGUGUGUGUGUGUGUAUGUGCGUGUGUGCGUCGAAACACACACAUACAGGAGGGUCGUCUGCGUCGAUCUGCGUCAGAUCUGGCCUCCUAUCUUCACCGCUCACCGUGGUCGUUGGGAGCACGCGCGCGCGUGUCGGGCUCGAGGCCGGUUGGGCCUGGGCCAUUGAUUGCGGUGAAGAUAGGACAGAUCAGGCAGGCAGAUCAGCAGACAGGCACGCUCGCAGUGCGAGCACACAUCGGUGCGGAGGCGAACGUAUCCUCACUCACCAGGCAGGCUACAGCUUCUGCGCGCGAGACCAACGAGGUGGGAGGCGGUCAGGGCCAACAGACAGAGGCCGCCGCUGCCGAAGGUCGUGGUGCCGCCCGAGCUGCGUCAGUACUCCCAUGAUGCCGCACACUCGAAAGGGGCAGCGGGAAUCGAUCGCAUGUGAGUGAGUCAGUGGGCUGGUACACACACACACAGAGAGGGAGGGGGGGCAAGUAUGUAUCCUGUUUGUUGUUGUCUGUCGUGUGUGGGUGCGGUUGGCGUCCGUCCGUGUGAUAGGUAUGGCGAGCUGAGGUACCGGCAGUGGACAGUCACUCACGAGGGCUACUUCUUCUGGCCCUUGGUAGGCACCGCAUUGAUUGCAGUCAGGCAGACUGAUCACAGACAGAUAGACAGACAGACGGACAGAUCCACACACGUGUGCACCCGGCCAUGUUACAUGUGUGUGUCUGUUCGUCUGUCAAUGACUUGUUUACUGACCGUCGUUGGCGCAGAUGCACGAGUUGGUGCGUCAGACGGACUGGCGCGCCGUCGUGUGGUGUGCUGACGGAUCUGAUGACAGACAGACGCGACGUCAACAUUGAAUAUGGAGUGCCUCGAGAGUUCGACAUGUCUCUCAAACGCGACAGCCAAGGGUAACUAAGCGACCGCAGAGGAGCGGGGCUUCACAUGUAUAUAUCGAUUCAUGCCACAUUCAUUCCAUGUAUCUGCCAGGAACUUCAAGUUCGACGGGACGCUGUUUGCGUUGUGAAGCAUAUCGUUGGAUCUGACAAGGCGGCGGCCGACCUCCGAUGGCUCAUGCGCGUCCACGAUAUCAAGCAGUGUGCGAGUGUUGUCGACUACAGGUGGUACUUUUACUACUACGACCGAGAGGCGGACGAGUUCGUCAAGACCAUGGAUGACAUCAUGAUGAUCCUCCUGACCGCACUGACAGGAGCGGCCAAAGGGAUCGGCGCCCAGAGGGACCGCCUCGAGCAUCCACAUAAGGAGAAACAAGAGCCUGACGGCCCUGGCAUGGCCAGCAACUAUGACGUGACCUCAAGAUAGACAGACAGGCAGGGCGUGUGGCGGGUGGGUGACUGUUCUGGUGCAUGUACAUAGAAAUGUAG
Messenger RNA from Vitrella brassicaformis, 1650 nucleotides. NCBI's taxonomy places the organism in Eukaryota, Vitrellaceae. The record is from the annotation of a GenBank genome assembly.